This is a messenger RNA of Symbiodinium necroappetens, 1014 nucleotides long. The record is from the annotation of a GenBank genome assembly. NCBI's taxonomy places the organism in Eukaryota, Dinophyceae, Suessiales, Symbiodiniaceae.
AUGGUGUUCAUGUUCCCCAUCCUGCUCGCCUCCCUUCGUGCCAUCGGCGUGGCUGUGACAGUCAUCGUCGCAGGUAUCCUGGCGACCCGUUUCAAGGUCUUGACACCGCCGGAGCAUAGCUGCAUGUCGAAACUGUCCAUGAAAGUGGCCAUGCCUGCUCUGGUGUUUUCACGCAUCCUCUAUUGCAACCAGUGUGCGGACCGGGCCGACUGUCCUCGUUGUGCUCCGUUCUCCGAGAUCAUAAGAUCAAGCUGGAUUCUGUUUCUGCUGCCUUUGGUGGUAGUUGGGCUUGGAACAUCUCUCGGCAGAGCCGUGGCCGCAGUUGCCGAAGUGCCCUCGGACUUUCGACGAGGGACCAUCUGCGCAGUCGCUUUCGGAAACUCCACGGGCAUGCCAGUGGUGCUACUGACAGUGGUGAGUCAAUCCAUGACGGCUUUUGGGAAUGGCCCCAUUGGGCAUACCGAUCCCCUGCUUCAUCUUCCCGCAUAUCUGAUGCUGUACCCAGUCCUUCAGUGGGGUAUCGGUACAUGGCUGCUGGCCCCUACGGCCGACGAGGAGAUCACACUGACCAUCCCACCCCCUUGCAAGGGGACGUUGCCUAGACUCUGUGGAGCCGAAGAGGGCUUCUACUACAUGGGCCCUGCAAGGCAAGCCCUGGAACAUGCCUUGGUGCCGCCAGUGCUUGCAGCUUUGGCCGGGCUGUUGGCCCUACCUCUCCGGGUCGGCAUGGCCAUCACGGUCUGCAAGAUGGUCGUGAUGCCCCUCUUGAUGAGCUUGAUUGUGUAUGGCCUGAUACGCUUGGUGGAUGGCAAGGAUCCAGCCAUGUGGCUCGUGGCCCUGAUUGUGACCUGCACACCAACGGCGAACAACGUGGGUAUCAUGGCACAUCUGGGUGGUCAAAAAGUCGAAUCAAUGGCUACUGCCAUUUUCAUCCAGUAUGUGUUUGCCCCGGUGCUCAUAGCUAUGUCACUGACCUACUUCAUGUGGCUAUUAUCUUCCGAGUGGUACCUGCCG